Acanthoscelides obtectus is the source of this 240-nucleotide messenger RNA. NCBI's taxonomy places the organism in Eukaryota, Metazoa, Arthropoda, Insecta, Coleoptera, Chrysomelidae. The record is from the annotation of a GenBank genome assembly.
AUGGGAGUUGCAUUGAAAGCAGCUAAGGUCCAAGAUGUUAAAAACCUUUUGAAAAAGCACUUCGGCGAGAAAUGGGACACCAUGGAAGAAUGCUCCUUCUACAAAAAUGUGUUGGGAAUCACGGCCGAUGUGACAGCUAGCCAUACAGCAGCAACAAACGAAACUGUUGAAGACCUCGAAGAAGAAGUUAAUGAGUUCUGUGAAGGACAUCAACAUGAACAUCUCGUUGAGCGGGUGUAA